GUCAAUAGUCCUAGAUAUUUAACGUUGAUCUGUGUCUAUAGUCCUAGAUAUUUAACGUUGAUCUGUGUCAAUAGUCCUAGAUAUUUUACGUUGAUCUGUGUCGAUAGUCCUAGAUAUUUAACGUUGAUCUGUGUCUAUAGUCCUAGAUAUUUAACGUUGAUCUGUGUCUAUAGUCCUAGAUAUUUAACGUUGAUCUGUGUCUAUAGUCCUAGAUAUUUUACGUUGAUCUGUGUCGAUAGUCCUAGAUAUUUAACGUUGAUCUGUGUCUAUAGUCCUAGAUAUUUAACGUUGAUCUGUGUCGAUAGUCCUAGAUAUUUAACGUUGAUCUGUGUCUAUAGUCCUAGAUAUUUAACGUUGAUCUGUGUCUAUAGUCCUAGAUAUUUAACGUUGAUCUGUGUCUAUAGUCCUAGAUAUUUAACGUUGAUCUGUGUCGAUAGUCCUAGAUAUUUAACGUUG
This is a messenger RNA of Lottia gigantea (owl limpet), 456 nucleotides long. RefSeq lists its product as hypothetical. The record is from RefSeq and is a predicted model, not a curated record. NCBI's taxonomy places the organism in Eukaryota, Metazoa, Mollusca, Gastropoda, Lottiidae. The transcript has a single exon. The annotation marks the transcript as partial.